Molecule: messenger RNA, 4354 nt
Organism: Linepithema humile (Argentine ant)
Lineage: Eukaryota; Metazoa; Arthropoda; Insecta; Hymenoptera; Formicidae
Biological process (GO): regulation of DNA repair; ATP generation from poly-ADP-D-ribose; carbohydrate metabolic process
Cellular component (GO): nucleus; cytoplasm
Molecular function (GO): poly(ADP-ribose) glycohydrolase activity
Source: RefSeq, a predicted model, not a curated record
AGUAACGGGCGGCCACUCGUGCUGCCGUCUCGAUUUCGUUUUGCUGCGGCCGCGACAGCGAUCAAUCGAGCCGGUGAAGGGUAAUGCGAGAAGCGUUUCGCACUCUUUUGAAUUUCUCAAAGGAAUCUGCGGACAGCCCGACGAUUGCAAACGAGCAGAGUAACGCGGACAGUCAAUGACGAGACAGCCGGAAAGCAUUCGAGGAUCACGCGGGCACCAGCUCCCACGAUUCGAGCGUCGAAGAGAUCGCGAGCUCCGUGAAGUUCGUGAAUCGCGAAAGGAAAAUCCAGAAUCGUCGAGAAUUUAUUCGAGACGGUGUCGCGAAAGAACGAAGAUUGUUUCGAGAAUUCGGCAGGAAGCAAUCUCGGCUAUUAAUCUCGUUACUUGGAAAUCUCUCUUACUUGGAGAUAUUGAGAUUCGAGGGGUAGUUUAGACAGCCAGGCGAUAAGGAGCGCAAAUAUUUGCUGUGUCCCGACUAUGCGCCGGCGUCUCGUGGAUACUAGGACGCCGAGAUCGUCGUCGUCGUCGUCGUCGUCGGUGAUCGAGCGCGGCGUCCUCGCGGCAACGGGGCGCGAGACGUGACUCCGUUUAUACGCAUCAGCUGAUCCGGCGAGGCCGCGACGGAUAAAGGAGAUCCACAAUGGCUCUAGUAAUGUUACCAUGUGAUUUGCCUUGGUGGCCGGCUGUUGUAAAGCAAUUAGACAAAGCUGCCUUGGCCAAGAAUUCCGAGGACCUAAUAGACGCGAUGCAACGAUUACAUGACAUGUGCAAUAUAAGCCUCGAUCCCGAGGAAGACGUGCAAGACUCCAACCUGUUCUCCAAGUUGGCGACUUUCCUAGAUAAAGACCUUGAUCUAGCAGAAAGAGAGCAGGUGUUCACGAAGACAAUACCGCAGAUGGUGGAAAGGGCGAAGGCCUUAAAGUUUACUAAACCUCCACAAGGUCUACACUUUAGUCUCCAACAGCAAGGUGAUAGCGUCGAAUACACUUACGCUUUCGUCUCCUCCUUAAUUGCAAACGCGUUCUUCUCAACGUACCCAAAAAGAACCGCGAAGACUCACCCCACGUUGCGCGAUUUCAACUUUACAAACUUCUUCAGGCAUCUUCACAAAAACGCACAGAAAGCCAAACUCAAAAGCAUUUUUCAUUAUUAUAAUUAUCUCGAGAUGGAACAAGCACUCGACGGUCGUCUGAUCAUUUCUAGACAGGUAAUGACGUCUAAACAAUGGUUGACCAUCGAAGAUUGGCUGGAAAGUAACACACCUCUGUGUCCGUUGACGAUACGUCACGAGGGUCGGCUGGAGAGAAUCGAGACAGAAUGCAAAGUACUGCAAGUUUGCUUCGCGAACGCUAAAAUCGGUGGCGGAGUGCUCGAUGACGAUGUCACGCAGGAGACUGUACAUGUGGCGACGCAUCCGGAGAUGCUCGCCGCGAUACUAUCCGUCGAGGCCUUAGAAGACAACGAAGUACUAAUAAUCGAGGGUGUGAGACACAUGUCGAGAAUAAACGAUCCGCGGCACAAGGCGAUCUUUGAGGGUAUCUCGAAGCCGAACGUGGUAACGGUGUGCUGCAUAGACCCCGAGGACUAUUCGCGGUUGCCGCUUACGCAGUUCGAGGAAGACAACAUCCUGCGGGAGAUGAACAAAUCGCUGCUGGGCUUUCGCCAGAGGCACGUGCCCGGUAGCCCGACCGAUCCAAUUAAGACGGAUUCAGAGACGGAAAUUGGUUUGGGUUCGCGCAGAUUGUCGCCGAUCGGCGAGAGUUUUAGCAGCACCCCGCCGGAAACGGAAGGCGAGGACAAAGUUUUCGCGGCGAGCAGUAAUUCCAAGAUAGAUAAGCAGCCUCCGCACGAUGAGUGCUGCAAAUUAGAGAGCGCGGCGGAAAUGCGCACCAGGCCUAAUGGUAAAUCAAUGAGGCCACCAAGCCCUCACAAAGUAUGCAAGGAUGCGAGCUGUACGAAUCGCAGGAAUCGAUUCAUCGUGCUCGGGUCGAGCGGUGAGGUUCUGCCAGUGACACGGAAGUCGCUCGGCCAGAUGUCAGUCUACAGCAGUUGCAACAGUCAAAGUACAGACAGUUUUCACAGCGCCAAAGAAACGAUCGAUGAAGAACCUGAGGAAGAGGAAAAGCUCACGAAACUCUAUAGCGCACAAUUAGAUACACCUGAGCGAAGAGGAACUUUUGCGCAGCGGCUGAAAGACGCUUUGAAGCGGGAGAGCACGGCGACCGGGGCGACUUCGUCGAACACCUCUUCCGGUGAGAGCAGUUACGCCGUUGGUAUAAGUGUCAGCGGUAGCCAUGUCGGUGAUCAAGAUAUCAAGGUGAGAAGAGGCGGCUCGAGGGGUUUUGUCUUGCGAGACGAGACAGUGGAUGAGGAGUUCCUGAAGGAAUCUCUGGAGGCCGAGCAAAAGUGGCUGGGCCGAUUCCGGCAGAGUCAAGGACCCAUGUUUCAACGGAAGGACACAAGUGCGAGUAGCAAGUAUAGUUUUAGCACAGAGUACAAUUCUGAUUUCUGUUCCGAGCUGGAGGAGGUUUACGAGCAAUUGUCAAAGUGGUUGGAGGAUCCGAUAGUGACGGACGAGAGUCGGGAACUAGACGCGAGAGACCGGGCCGUCGUACGAUUCGCCGGUUCGCUCCUGAAGCGCGCGUUGAGCGAGUCAUUUGCCGGCGUGCCGGUUCAGGAGGGCGAGCCGCAGCCGUUCAUCGACACGAACGACGUGAAUCAACAACACAAACUGGCUCUAGCUGUCAGGAGUCUCAGCUUGGAGCUCGCCCGACAGAAAAACCGAAGACAGCAAUCGGUGUCUGAGUUGGAAGAUGUAGAUCUUUACGAGGAUGCCUCAAGCGAGAUGGUAAGAGAAACUAAGGAUGUCCAACAUAGGAAACUUUGGGCUGUCACAUUCACGUCGGAAGUGUUUCAAACAUUGGUCGAUGAUCAAACGAUCGUGCGCCUGUCUACGCCGCCUGUGCUCGAGUCAAGCCGAACGGCAAACGAGUGUAAAUCGCGCGAAGUGAACACGCUCGGUGUUCUGGAGUUGCCUCGCGAGAACAGUCCUCAGGGGGGAGGUUUACUGCCGGUAGCCACCGGUAACUGGGGAUGCGGAACUAGAUUCAAGGGUAAUCCGCAAUUGAAACUCGUUAUUCAAUGGCUUGCUUCUUCCCUCGCGGGCGCGCCAAGACUAAUCUAUUACACUUCCGGCAAUCCUAGUCUGUCUAAGUUAGACACGGUGACCAGAGUUCUGAUGGACAGACGUUGGUCGGUGGGCGAUCUGGCCGCCGCGACGCUAAGGUACGCCGUGCAGACGAUUGAAGAGCGGGUAGAAGGCAAGAACACCCUCUUCGAGGAGAUUAUUGGUAUGGACAAACCGAGUCCUUAGCCCGACACGAUGCUGUCCGUUUUGGUGGACGUGCUAGCCACCAUGAUCGAGGACAGCCUAUUGAAAACUUAAUAUAUCAGUAUAUACUCCCUUCGCGGAAAAACGCAGAAACAAAAGAAGAAAAAGCAAACGGGUAUUUAAUUGUAGUUAAACACAAAAUCGAGAAUUAAUUCUAAUCUAUGCAAGUUGUUUUAGAAAUGUAUUAUACGAGUUUCAUCGAUUUAUUUUCUGUUCGAAAGUCGUCUUGUCUAGCAUAUCAAAAUAAUAUCAGGCAAACUCGCACAAUUCGUAGUACAAGGCAAUAUAUCAAAGUGAUUAAAAGAAAAAGAAUGUAGUAGCUGCGAUAUUUUUUAGCUUGUAAUGCAGUUGUAUCACGCUGUCGAAUCAGGUUGUAUUAGAAGCGUCACUCGUUACAUUUCUAAGAAACAUUGUGAAAGAAAACAAUAGCAUCGUAUAUCGGAAGUUCACUUGUCGUUCAUGUCACGCUAUCAUAAGUCAGCGUGAAUUCUUUGCAUUUUCACGCGAUAACGGUCUAGUCAUGUAUGAGAAGUCAAUUCUGGUUUUAUUUCGUAUGAAACGAGUAACUGAAACACAGUUACAUGCAAUAACUAAUGAGGCACAAUAUACUAAACUAUAUUUUGUACUAAAUAAUAUUUAUAAGUCGUUCUAUAUAUAUAUUUAAUUUUAAGUCGAGAACAUACAUACAUACACACACAUACCACAUACACAUUCUUACACACAUACAUACGUACAUGUAAUAUGCAAAUAGAUUUUUAGAGGAAAACUUUUAGUAUUUUAUAAUAAAAUAUUGUGUAAUAGAACAUUUUUUUAUAAAGAUAAAACAUAUAUAUGUAAGUCGCUUCUAUAAAAUCGUAACUUUGGAAAUAGAUUAAUGUGGCCUACAAAGGAUAAAAAAUACGUUUGGUAGCAUGUAAAUCAAUUAAAAUGAGGUCUUCCAUUAUUAAAAAGAAACAUGUGAAA